AUGGAUUGUAGUGAUGAUAAUGCUGGUGUCAAUGGGGUUGAUGUGGUGGUGGAAUUGGUGGUGAUGGGAUGGGUACGGGGCGCUGACAGUGCGAGCGUGGACGUGGUUGAUCUGCUGCCCGGUCCCAUCUGGCACAUCAUCUUCCGCCUCCUGCUGCUGCCACCGGCUGAUCCCACUCAUAAGCAAAAGCUGGACGCCUCUUGUGAGGAGUUAUCAUUGAGGGGAGCAGUGAGCAGCUUGUGUGACUUCAUUGCUCUGCAGCAGCAGCAGCCUGAUUCGCCAUUCUCAUUCAAGAUUGAAGAGGACGACGAGUACCGUCCCACUAUGAAUCCACUUUCUGACAGGGAGCUGUAUGAGCAAAACGCCAAGCGCUUUGGCUCCUCCUGGCACCUGCUAAGCCGUGCCAUGGCCAGCAAGAAGUUGCUCCGCCAUAUCAUUUCCUUCUCCGUGAGUGCUUUGCUUGCUUCGCAUUCAACAAUAACAAUCUCUGGUGCAAUGUUUCUCAUGGCAUGA
Closterium sp. NIES-65 is the source of this 513-nucleotide messenger RNA. The record is from the annotation of a GenBank genome assembly. Lineage: Eukaryota; Viridiplantae; Streptophyta; Zygnematophyceae; Desmidiales; Closteriaceae.